Molecule: messenger RNA, 2248 nt
Organism: Chaetura pelagica (chimney swift)
Lineage: Eukaryota; Metazoa; Chordata; Aves; Apodiformes; Apodidae
Gene: AMOTL1
Product: angiomotin like 1
Exons: 13
Coding region: 1-2223 (740 amino acids)
Biological process (GO): regulation of cell migration; hippo signaling; angiogenesis
Cellular component (GO): cytoplasmic vesicle; bicellular tight junction; plasma membrane
Source: RefSeq, a predicted model, not a curated record
AUGGACCCUGGUGAAAGCUGGAAGCUGGAUGAAUCCAACUGGUUGUCUCAUGGUGGGAUCCAUGCCUUUGCCAGUGUGACAGGAGGCUCCACAUCUGUUUGUUACAAGCCCACUAGCCCAGUCCAGGUACUGGAAGACACUGGCUUUCUUUACCAGGAUCACCAGUUGUUUGCUGGCAGGCAUGAAGUUUCUCCGCUGACAGCUGAAGUGAUCAGUGCCAAAGAAAAAGCUGCGCCGGCCCCGGGCGGCGCCAAGGGCCUCAAGGCGGCCCUGCCGCCCUGCAAGGGCACCGACCCGCGGGGCCCCCCGCCCGAGUACCCCUACAAGGGCAAGGCAGGGGCCCCAGGCAGCAAGGCACAGGAGCACGGGCUGUUCUACAGCGAGCAGCCGGCACAGGACAUCCUCAAGGCCUCCUACGCCGUGCCCCAGCCCGCCCGGGCAGAGGUGGCCCUGGUCCGGUACCAGCCGCCCCCAGAGUACAGCAGCCGACAAUGCCAGCCGCCCUUCCCGCCACCACCGGCCCAGCAGCACAGCCCCAUGUCCUCACAGGCCACUGCUGCUGGUGGCCCUUUGCUCCCAGGAGCCUUGCCACCACUGCCAGCCCCCACCACUGCCCAGGCAUCGACGCCGACACCACCAGGCCAGCAGCUGACACCCGACGCUUUUGCCAUCGUGGAGCGGGCACAGCAGAUGGUGGAGAUGCUCUCUGAGGAGAACCACGUGCUGCGGCAGGAGCUGGAAGGGUACUAUGAGAAGGCAGACAAGCUGCAGAAGUUUGAAGUAGAGAUUCAGAGGAUUUCAGAAGCUUAUGAGAGCCUGGUCAAGACCACCACUAAGAGGGAGUCUUUGGACAAAGCAAUGAGAAACAAACUUGAAGGAGAAAUUAGGAGACUUCAUGACUUCAACAGGGAUCUCCGUGAACGACUGGAGACAGCCAAUAGGCAACUAGCCAGCAGAGACUUCGAUGGGCAUGAGGAUAAGUCAACAGAGGGCCUUUUUGUCACUCAGAACAAAGAGCACUUGAAGGAGAAGGAGAAGCUGGAGAUGGAGCUGGCAGCUGUGCGCUCUGCCAACGAGGACCAGCGGAGACACAUCGAAAUCCUCGACCAGGCCCUAAACAACGCGCAAGCCAAGGUCAUCAAGCUGGAAGAGGAGCUGCGCAGGAAGCAGGCCUACGUGGAGAAGGUGGAGAAGCUGCAGCAGGCGCUGACACAGCUGCAGGCGGCCUGCGAGAAGCGGGAGCAGAUGGAGCGGCGGCUGCGCACACGCCUGGAGCGGGAGCUGGACUCGCUGCGGAUGCAGCAGAGGCAGGGCAGCUACCAGGCAAGCAGCCUCCCAGAGCACAAUGCCCCAGCCCUGAUGGAGCUGGUGCGGGAGAAGGAGGAGAGGAUCCUGGCCCUGGAAGCUGACAUGACCAAGUGGGAGCAGAAGUACCUGGAGGAGAGUACGAUCAGGCACUUUGCCAUGAAUGCUGCAGCCACAGCUGCAACAGAGAGGGACACCUCCGCUCCGAGCCACUCGCGCAAUGGCAGCUACAGCGAGAGCGCGCUGGAGGUGCGGGGCUGGCAGGAGGAGGAAGAGAUCGUGCAAGCCAACCGGCGCUGCCAGGACAUGGAGUACACGAUAAAGAAUCUCCAUGCAAAAAUCAUUGAGAAGGAUGCCAUGAUUAAGGUCCUUCAGCAGCGGUCGCGGAAGGACCCCGGGAAAGCUGACAGUGCCAGCCUGCGACCAGCUCGCUCCGUCCCUUCCAUCGCCGCUGCUGCGGGGACACAUUCGCGCCAGACCUCGCUCACCAGCAACCAGAUAGCUGAGGAGAAGAAGGAAGAGAAGAUCUGGAAGGGAAGCAUAGGGCUGCUCCUGGGGAAGGAGCACCACGACCAGUCUUCGGGACCCUCGCUGCCUCCUCCGCUGCCCUCCUUGUCCUGCAUGCCCAUCCCGGCCCCGACAGCUUCCCACAUGAAGACAGGCAGCAAAGACAGCAGCACCCAGACAGACAAGAGUGCUGAGCUCUUCUGGCCCAGCACUGCCUCCUUCCCUGGCCGAGGACGGCUGGGUACCACCCCGUCACACAGCCCUGCCCCACGGCCCCCGGGGACACGAGUCACUGGUGAGAAACUGGACAAUGCAGGCCAUGGGAAGCUGCCUGACAGCAAAGGCAGAGUGAGCAGCUUGCUCCACAAGCCUGAGUUUCCAGAUACAGACAUGAUGGAAGUCCUCAUCUGAGCAGAGGGUGACAUCUCUGGGGUUU